Oncorhynchus kisutch (coho salmon) is the source of this 7900-nucleotide messenger RNA. RefSeq names its product E3 ubiquitin-protein ligase RBBP6. Gene Ontology annotation, cellular component: nucleus. Gene Ontology annotation, biological process: protein ubiquitination; ubiquitin-dependent protein catabolic process; mRNA processing. Lineage: Eukaryota; Metazoa; Chordata; Actinopteri; Salmoniformes; Salmonidae. The record is from RefSeq and is a predicted model, not a curated record. Gene Ontology annotation, molecular function: nucleic acid binding; ubiquitin protein ligase activity; zinc ion binding. Bases 979 to 6597 code for a protein of 1872 amino acids. The transcript is spliced from 17 exons.
AGAAGAACGUCACCCUCGUUUCCGUUUUCUUGUCAGGCCAGUUUCCGGGCCCGCCAUGAUGUUCAGAAGACAACGAGGAGCAACUGAAAGACCGUCGAAAUGGAUGUUAUGGAUUUAAACAACGAAAAUUAUAGUUUAGAAAGAGAAUUACCGUCGUUUUGGAUAAUAAACCUAAGCUAACUGGUUAUUAAAGUGUUUAUUUCCAGUGGCCGUUUUCUAACCAGUUAACUAGUUAGUGUAAAAUAAGGUUAUCUGCGGGUAAUGUUUUUGUUUUCACUGGUAGGUACACGGACCAAGGCCGCAGAUCUCCUUCUCUCAUCGUAGGUCACACAAGGAUCAACAUCGUUUCCUGGGUGGACUGCAACUCCGAAAAGGAUCGUUUGAAGGACUUUAUUUUAUUUGGACGUUUACAUUUUUUUUCUUCCCCCAGACGGAUUGAAGAAGAUUUUUUUUAUUUUUAGGACUUUGCGCCGUUUUACGGCGGAAGAGCGACGCUUACGGGCCUCGCAUGGACUCCUAACCGCGACCCCGGUGCCGCGCUGCUUUCCGCAGCUACAAGGCCCGUUGUUUCCGCGAGAGAGACUCUUACUGACUGUAUUAAUAACCGUGAAAAAAAAAAACUCGUAAUGGACACUUGUGGAACUGUACUUUUUCUUGUUGUUCUACCGGACACUUAAUUAACGAACUGACCGGGUUAUUAAAGACGCUGCUUGCGGGUGUCCCGGUCUGUCACUACUAGUAGUUUGGUGUCUUUGACGCAAACAGCUACAAGGACUAUCUGUGAAUACUUCCUCUUAGUUCAUUGCCUGUUUUCCCUUCGAUAUUAUCUUAUUAUAGAAUAAUCUGGUAGUUUCCCCCCCCUCCACCUUCAGUCUCAGAUCAUAUCUACUACUGGUUAUUGUUAUUUCUUAACUAACGUGUUGUUUUCCCCCUCCUUUGUCUUUUGAGUUUGAGUUUUUUAAGUGAUUAGUUGUGAGAAUGUCGUGUGUUCAUUAUAAAUUCUCGUCCAAACUGGACUACAACACCGUGACCUUUGACGGGCUGCACAUCACCCUGGCCGAGCUGAAACGGCAGAUUAUGGGCAGAGAGCGCCUCAAAGCCACCGACUGCGACCUGCAGAUCACCAACGCACAGACCCGUGAAGAGUACACUGAUGAAGAGGUUCACAUCCCCAAACACUCAUCAGUGAUCGUCAGACGCACCCCCAUCGGAGGGGUCAAACCAGCGGGCAGAACGUUCAUUGUUGACCGUUCUGACAUGGCUGCUGGAUCCUCCAGACCCACCGACUCUUCACCGUCCGUCUCCCUGGCCCAGCUCUCUAAGACUGCCAACCUAGCAGAGGCCAAUGCAUCAGAGGAUGACAAGAUCAGAGCCAUGAUGUCCCAGUCCAACAGUGAAUAUGACCCCAUACAUUACUCUAAGAAGGCCAUAGGACCGCCUCCUGCACAUUACACCUGCUAUCGCUGUGGCAAGAACGGACACUACAUCAAACACUGCCCCAUGCAGAUGGAUAAGAGCGUAGAGGCUCCUAAGCCAAUCAGGACCAGUAAGGGAAUCCCUCAGAGCUUUAUGGUGAAGGCUGAACCAGGAACGAAAGGAGCCAUGUUGACCAGCACUGGAGAAUAUGCUAUUCCUGCUAUAGACGCGGAGGCCUAUGCUCUGGGUAAGAAAGAACGUCCCCCCUUUGUUCCUCGUGAAGCGUCAUCGUCUGAAGAUGAGGCUGAUCCAAUCCCUGAUGAGCUGCUCUGCCCCAUCUGUAACGACCUGAUGAAUGAUGCUGUGGUCAUACCCUGCUGUGGUAACUCCUACUGCGACGACUGUAUCAGGACCAGUCUGCUGGACUCAGAGGAACACACCUGUUUCACCUGCAAACAGUCUGACGUCUCACCUGACGCUCUCAUCGCUAACAAGUUCCUACGACAGGCAGUGAAUAACUUUAAGAAUGAGUCUGGUUACACCAAACCAGCGCGAAACAAAACCCUGCAGCAGUCUGCCCCGCCCCCAGCACGGCCUCAGCCAUUCAGAACCCUCGGCUCACGCCAGCAGGACCCCCUAUUGGCCAACACUCGCCAGCAGGACCCCCUAUUGGCCAGCACUCGCCAGCAGGACCCCCUAUUGGCCAGCACUCGCCAGCAGGACCCCCUAUUGGCCAGCACUCGCCAGCAAGACCCCCUAUUGGCCAGCACUCGCCAGCAGGACCCCCUAUUGGCCAGCACUCGCCAGCAGGACCCCCUAUUGGCCAGCGCUCGCCAGCAGGACCCCCUAUUGGCCAGCGCUCGCCAGCAGGACCCCCUAUUGGCCAACGCUCGCCAGCAGGACCCCCUAUUGGCCAACGCUCGCCAGCAGGACCCCCUAUUGGCCAACGCUCGCCAGCAGGACCCCCUAUUGGCCAACGCCUCUCGCCCCCCAGCCUCCCUCACUCCUCCUGUCGCCCUGACACAAAGCCUGCCCAUUCAGACCCCACCGAUGGGACCGCCUGAGGUGUCAAUCUCUCCUGACCCCGCCCCUGAACCACACCGGGCGGAGCCACGGCACUUGGCCAAUCACAACGAGCCACCGCCUCCAGGUGAGAUGGAGGCGGGGCCUUACAUGGUGUCAGAGCCACCAAUCAGAUCAGCCGACAGCGGACCUCAGGGAUACCACAUGCCUAUGAUUGGUCACCCUCCACCCAUAAGGCCCUCCCACCCAUCAGGUCCACCUCCACAGCCCUCCCAUUCCCACAGAGGAGGACCCAGACCACCUUGGGACAGACCCUACAGACCUCUUUCUGACCACAUCCCCCCCCCACGCCACCCCCUUCCUUCCGCCCCGGGCCCAGCCCCUCAUCUCUACCCGGGCCCUAACCUUUACCACCCUCCCCCCAACCCCCACUCCAUCCCGCCCCAGUCCUACCCCCCUCCAUACUCCACCGGACCCCCUCCCCCUGUUAACUACCCCCCUCAGCCCCUCUACCCACACGGCCAGAUGCCUCCGGGGGUUAAUGCCCCCUGGGUUCCCCCUCCCAACACCCAGCCCCACUCGCUGGGCCCCCCGCCCCUCCUACCCUCCGGACCCCCUCUCUCCAAGGAGGACUUCUACAGACAGAGGAGACUCCAACAGGAACAGGUAACGUCCAAGCUGGAUGAGUUCACUAAAGACUUUGCCAAAGAGCUGAUGGAAUACAGACCUGCUCCCAAGAGACGGAGACGCUCCUACUCCAGGUCUCGUUCCUACAGUCGUUCUCCGUUCAGCCGUUCCCCCUACUCCCGAUCUCCUCGGUCCCGCUCCAGGUCUUACUCGUACACCCCAAGCCGCUCCCGUUCCCGUUCCAGGUCUUACGGACGCUCCCCCUUCUCCAGACGCAACGUUUCCCGGGGAGGACGCAGCCGAUCCUACGGUCGCUCGCCACGGUCCCGCUCACGCUCCCGUUCCUACGGCUACCGUCGCUCCGGCUCUCCUCGCUCCCCUCCGCCUUACCGAGGUGGUGGUGGUGGAGGGGGCUGGGAAGGAGGAGACGGAGCUGAAGGAGGAGGAGGGGGGUAUCGGCCCAGGUCUCGCUCCCCGGGGGGCUACAGGAGGAGCAGGAGUCCUGGAGGGGUUAGAGGUCACCAUAAGCCCCCCCCUCGAGAGCCGGCUCCUUACGAGCCUAAAGGCGGACCUGACCUGUCUCCCGGCGGCAGGGAGCGCUGGGAGAGAGACAGCUACAGACAGUGGGAGAAAGAGUACAGGGACUGGUACAACAAGUACUACAAAGACUACAGUACCCAGCAUGCCUCGGUGCACCACCGCGGUGGCCGGGGCAGCAGAGAGAGGGACCGCCUCACCCCUCCGCCCAGAGACUACUCCCCCCAGGGGCGGGUGAGGAGGGGUGAGAGAGGGGGACCUCCCGGACCCCACAGAACUCACCACGCCUUGUCCGCUCUGCCCUCUGCCUCUGUCAGGGGGGGUGGAAGUAAGGAACGCACGCAGGGGGGAACCAAAACGUCAGAGGGCGGAACUAAAACUCUGAAAGGGAAGAAACUGAAGAAAAAGAAGAAUGGGGAGGAGCUGGAUUCAGCCGACCAAUCGCUGGACAGGGGAGACGCCACACCCGUCAGGGACGAGCCAAUGGAUGAUCUCCACACCCUGACCCCUAGCAAAGCCCCACCCACCUCCACCAAGGUCUCGAGCAAUAAGGCAGCGCUGCUGUCCGGUAAAACCCCUCCCACCUCAUCCGGCCAAUCAGAGAAGAGCAGGAAGGAGAAGGUGGGUAAGGUGAAAGUAAAGAUGGAGGGAAAGGUAAAAGGAGAGAAGGUUAAGAGAAAGACUGGAGGAGAGGCGACGGUCACAGCCUCUAAGAACAAAGAGUCUUCAGCCGCUAAACCAACCAAAGCAUCCAAGGUCAAACCGGACGAGCCAAUCAGGAGAGAGAAGGGGCGGAGCACCCCUACUGUUCGAGGAGGUUUGGCUAAACUCCCCCUGCCCCGCCCCCUCCCCCCUCACCCCCACGACCUCCCUAAACACCUGGGCGACGCCCGGGGGGGAAGGAGAGAUCCCAUUCACAGUGUCGGGGUACGCCCCCCUGGUCGCCCCCUCCAGCCUGCACCUCCCUCCCCAGCAGAGAAGAGGAGGAGAGUGGAGGAGAGGGAAAGGGGGAGGGGGAUGGACAGGGGGAUGGGGGGGCCCCCGGCUAAGCUCCGCCGCGCCGAGGGUCCGUACCCCCAGAGAGGACUUCCUGCCAAGCCUUCCCUCCUCCUGAACCUGGCAUGCAGAGAGUCGGGUAGAGGAGAGGGUCUGCUCCCCAUCCCAGGUUCCUCACAGACAGGGAGGCUAGACCGUUUCCAUCCCAUCUCCAUCUCCAUCCCUGGUUCCUCCAUGGACCUGGGGAGAGAGGGGAGAGGCGAUGGGCUGCUGCCCACCCCAGGGAGCUCUGAGGCGGGCAGAAGAGAGAGUGACAGGGGGUCUAUCUGGCCUCUCAUGGGUCUGCAGGUCAAACCCUUCCCCCAGAGGAGAAUCAAACUGAACAGAGACCUAGGGAGAAACAGCAGUAUGGCCCGCCCAGAGGAGAGACCAGCUCCAGCUGCUAAUAUCACCACCACUAUCACCUCUACUGGAGAGAGACCUGCUGGUCCUGAGAGAGGAGGAGCAGAGAGGGAUGGAGGGACGGAGAGGGUGGCGGUGAUGGUGGAGCGGAGGUCGUCUGGCGAGAGGUCAGAGGUCAGGUCUGUUAGGUCCGAGAGGCCGUUGUCAGGGGAACGUUUGCCGGAGAGAGGAGGAGGAGGAAGGUCAGUCUCUCUAGACCGCAUGACCAUCGCGGAACGCUCGGCCAUCGCUAAGAAACCUGAUGUCACCGGGGAGAGAACAGAGAGCGAGUACACGCCGCCCGCUGAGAGAGAGAGACCAGCUGAGAGCUCCAAGGAGAGAGAGAGACCAGCUGAGAGCUCCAAGGAGAGAGAGAGACCAGCAUCAGCCAAGACGGACAGGUCAUCUUCCAGGGAGAAGUCAGCCACCAGGGAACAGAAAGGAGAGAAGACCUCGUCCUCCGUAGACAGGCCUGCCUCUACAGGGGAGCGAGCGGCAGGGUCCCAGAGAGAGACUGUAGCUGAAGACAGAGUGGUAGUGGUGGUGAAGGAGGGUUCUGGUUCUGGAAAGACCAGAAAGAUCAGCAGAAAGAGUUCUGAGCCCACCACCCACCACUCAUCAGACCACUCUGUCACUUCAACUGGCAGCAGCAGGUCUGAGCCGAGCCAGAGCCAGGGUGCUGUGUCAAAACCCCGGGACCUCCAGACCCAGAGGAGACCCAGUCCCGUCCAGUUCCCCAGCCCAGGCAGGGAGAGGAGGGACCGUGGGACCGGAGGAGUUCUCAUCCAGCCUCCACCCCGGUCCAAGUGGGAGAGAGAGGAGGAGGAGGAGGAAGAGGAGCAGCACUCAGCGUCCAGGGAGAAUGGGGCAUUGGCGGUUUCCUCCUCCGUGCCCAGAGACGCUCUGAGGAGAGAAGUCUCACCAGCACCGCCUAGUGGCCAAGGCAGGGAGGUGCAGGGUAGUGUCUCUAAAACAGCCAACACAGAGGGGAGGAGAGGGAGGGAGGAGGGGACUAGAAGGAGGGAGGAAGGCAGAGGGCUUAAAAAGGGGCAGGUGAACUUUAGAAAACCAGCUAAGACCGAAUCCAGAGGAGUGAAGGAGGAAGGAAGAGGAGGGGUAGGGAGGGAGGAGAGUCGAGGGGCGGGUCCAGAGCCAAGGCGACAGCGUCUGUGUUCUGACCUGGGUAGAGAGACGGACGAGGCAGCCUUCGUCCCCGACUACAGCGAAGGGGAGGGGUCAGACGGGGAGCGGGGCAGUGGCCUGAGCCAUAGCCCCUCUCACAACACCCAGAGCCCCGCCUCCCAGAGCCCCGGCGGCUCCCCUAGCAACCACAGCGGCUCCACGGCGACGGACAAGAAGAAGAAGAAGAAACACAAGAAGCAUAAAAAACACAAGAAGCACAAGAAGCAUUCUGCCGACGUGGAGCCUCCCGUCGAAGGAAGGAAGGAACACAAACACAAGAACAAGAAGAAGAAGCACAGGAAGAAUAAAGAGGAAGAGGGAGGAGGAGGAGGGGAGGCAGAGGAGAAGACUGGGCAGGAGUCAGCCACCAUCUGAGACCCUGCUAGCUCCGUUAGCAUCUAGCUCAUGGUUACAACCUGAGUUUUUCUAGUUCAUGCUAGCUCUUUUAGCAUCUAGCUAAAGACUACAACUGAGACUGCUAGCUCAUGCUAUCUCCGUUAGCAUCUAGCUAAUGGUUACAACCUGAGUUUGCUAGUUUAUGCUAGCUCCGUUAGCAUCUAGCUAAUGGUUACAACCUGAGUUUGCUAGUUUAUGCUAGCUCCGUUAGCAUUUAGCUAAAGGUUAAAACUGGACUAAACCUUCUUGGGGGGGAUACUUUGUCAAAUUCUUUUAAGUACUUAAGCUGAGCUGGAUAUAGUUUGUCUAUAAUGGAACCACUGGAAUAAGUGGAGCUCACCUCAGAUAUUUGUACGUAUUUUGUGUUUUCUGUUAAUGUGAUGCUGUCUCUCUGAUGCAGGUUCUCUGUGAAUGUGUUUUUGUACAAAGAUGAUGCUGCGUUCUAUUCAAUUACCCUGAUCUAUGACUAUAAGGUGUCUGAAACUCUGAAGUGUUCCAAAUUUAACCCUGUUCACUAUAUAGUACACUACAUUUGACCAGAGUCGUAUGGGCCCUAGUCAUUAGAGCCCUUGUCUCAUGAGCCCUAGUCCAAUGGGCCCUAGUUUUGCAGGACUCUGGUCGAAUGUAGUUCACUAUAAAGGGAUUCGAGGUUAAUUUGGGACACCUCCCUGAUGUAUAGUAGGUUAUAUCAUCAUGUUCAUAUGAACUGAUCUGAAGCGGGGCUAACUGAUCUGAAGCCGGGCUAACUGAUCUGAAGCCGGGCUAACUGAUCUGAAGCCGGGCUAACUGAUCUGAAGCCGGGCUAACUGAUAUGAUGCCGGGCUAACUGAUCUGAAGCCGGGCUAACUGAUCUGAAGCCGGGCUAACUGAUCUGAAGCCGGGCUAACUGAUCUGAAGCCGGGCUAACUGAUCUGAAGCCGGGCUAACUGAUCUGAAGCCGGGCUAACUGAUCUGAAGCCGGGCUAACUGAUCUGAAGCCGGGCUAACUGAUCUGAAGCCGGGCUAACUGAUCUGAAGCCGGGCUAACUGAUCUGAAGCCGGGCUAACUGAUCUGAAGCCGGGCUAACUGAUCUGAAGCCGGGCUAACUGAUCUGAAGCCGGGCUAACUGAUCUGAAGCCGGGCUAACUGAUCUGAAGCCGGGCUAACUGAUCUGAAGUCAGGCUAACUGAAUGGUGACUAGUGGAUGUUAGUUAUUAAACUUUGUUUUCCCUUUAAACUUUCUGACUGUUGUCUUUUCAUUUAUAGUUUGGUGAAUAAAACCUAAUGUUUAUUAUCAGAAUA